Molecule: messenger RNA, 1163 nt
Organism: Ahaetulla prasina
Lineage: Eukaryota; Metazoa; Chordata; Lepidosauria; Squamata; Colubridae
Gene: ARL14
Product: ADP ribosylation factor like GTPase 14
Exons: 2
Coding region: 190-768 (192 amino acids)
Biological process (GO): vesicle-mediated transport; intracellular protein transport
Cellular component (GO): cytoplasm
Molecular function (GO): GTP binding; GTPase activity
Source: RefSeq, a predicted model, not a curated record
GUUUACCUUGAUUUUCUAUUCAGUCAUUUGUCUUAUGCUUGAUGUCCACAUUCUCCUCUGGAACCUGGUCCUCCUUUGCCCUAUCUUCUUCAUAACUAGAGUGACCUGCUCUUCAGCUGAAUCAUCCACCCAUUGUUUCUCUGAGACGGACACCAAAUCCAUAAGGAGAACAGCAAACAAAACUAACAAAUGGGGCUUAUAAAUUCUACACAACUGAAAAUCAAAGAAGCCCAGAUUAUAAUGCUUGGACUAGAUUCAUCUGGAAAAUCCACUCUUUUAUACAAGCUAAAAUGUAAUGAAGUCUUCCUAACAGAGCCAACAAUUGGUUUUAAUGUGGAGAUGAUUAAAACAUCAAAAGACAUGACCUUAACAAUAUGGGAUGUUGGAGGUCAGCAGAAAAUGAGGAUUGCUUGGGACAACUAUUUGGAAGACACGGAUUGUUUGGUCUAUGUUGUUGAUAGCUCUAACAAGCAGCACUUGGAAGAAUCAAAGAAAGAGCUGGAGCUUAUUUUAAAACAUGACAAUAUUAAAAAUGUACCUGUGGUUGUGCUAGCAAACAAGCAGGAUCUUCCUGGAGCUCUGAAUGCUGAAGAAAUAACUCAGAGACUCAACAUGAAGAAGCACUGCCAAAACCGAAACUGGUAUGUACAGCCUUGUUGUGCACUUACGGGACAAGGACUCUCUGAAGCAUUCCAAAAAGUGACAAAAUUUGCAAAAUCUUGCAUAAAAUCUAAACAAGAGGGCUUUGCAAUUUUCAAACAACUUUAAGCUAUCAUUUCAUAAUCUGGAUAAUUAAUUCAUUGCUGGGGUAGAACAUUUGCCUGUCCAUUAACCAUCAGAUUUUGUAAUAUGUUUUCCUAAUUUUUCAAAAAAAUGAAAUAUUUGUGAUAGAGUUCGAGCCAAUCACUCAUGUCUAUUGGCCUUCAUAAAUAUUCUGUUGCUGAAAGGAAAGAAAUAUAAUUAAAUCUGAAGUAUGAAACUGCAAAAAGAAUAAAGUCAGCCAUAGUAUAAAUGGUUAUGGAAGUGUGUAUGUGUGUUUCUGUGUAUGUCAUCCAUUUUGUAUCCAACAAUUAUGCAAUUAAUGUAACAAUUUUGAAGCUUCUGCAAUAAGUAAUUGGAAAUGAUUAGACAAAACCCGACUUGUCAUUAGUAUGCUAUUAAUA